AUGGCAAAACGAACCCUCGAAUCCUUCUUUAAACCAGUCUCCCCGCCGUCAACCGAGAAGCGGAUCAAAAUCGACGACUCGGCGCGUCAAUCACAAUCUCAAGCACAAUUUGAACCCCAACCCGACCUAGCACAGGACAAUGUCGAACCAAGCACUCACCCAACAUACCCAAUUCCAAUCCCACAACUCCCCUCCCAUAUCGACGUCGGGGUAGUACACGGUACACCAGCCCGAGAACCACAAAACAUAACCAACCAACCCCACCUCGACCUGCUAUAUUUCCAACCUUAUCUCUCCCGACAAACAGCAAACGAGCUCUUCAAAUUCCUCCGCCGCGAACUCCCCUUCUACCGAGUACAAUACUCCAUAAAAAGAGGCGGAGUCGAAACCUCCGUCAACACGCCCCGAUUUACCACUGUAUUCGGGGUUGAUGAUACGGCACGCUUUGUGAGGACAGGUUGUCCAGAUUCCAAGGACAAGGAUGAGAAAAGUUUACACGGGCACGAGCACGAGCUAAAGCUGAUCAAUGCGCAAACGAAAGCACCUGUAUCUGCGAGACAAUAUCAAUACGAUCCGCGACCUAUCCCUGCGUGUCUCGAUGUUUUACGGCAGCGGGUUGAAGCGGCAACGGGUGCGAGAUAUAAUUUCUGUUUGGUGAAUUACUACGCCAGUGGAGAGGAUAGUAUAUCGUUUCACUCGGAUGAUGAACGGUUCCUGGGUGAUCAGCCGAAUAUUGCAUCGUUGUCGUUGGGCGGAGAGAGGGAAUUUGUGAUGAAGCAUAAACCUCCCCCUCCAACUGCCAAGUGUGGUAGCAUUGGCAUUAGGACUGGUGGGAUGAGAAAUAUGGAUGUUUCGGAUAGUGGUGGUACAGCAACGAAGCCGAGUCAAACAGCUGGUACGACCAAUUCUCAACAUUGGGUUGCACCAUCACAUGGGCAGAUGCAACAGCAGAUCAAAAUGCCGCUCGCUUCGGGCGAUAUGGUUGUCAUGCGGGGUGAUACACAGUCCCAUUGGUUGCAUAGUAUACCGAAACGAAGGGGACGAGCGGGGGAUGCGGUGCGGGGACGGAUUAAUAUCACCUUUCGAAAGGCGGUUGUGCCUGCAGGGACGAAUAAUUAUUAUCAUUAUAAUGUUGGGAGUGGACCUGUUUAUCGGUGGGACGAGGGGAGGGGGGUUAUGGUGAAGUCUGGUGAAUCAUAA
Molecule: messenger RNA, 1200 nt
Organism: Penicillium odoratum
Lineage: Eukaryota; Fungi; Ascomycota; Eurotiomycetes; Eurotiales; Aspergillaceae
Product: alpha-ketoglutarate-dependent dioxygenase AlkB family protein
Exons: 1
Coding region: 1-1200 (399 amino acids)
Biological process (GO): DNA repair
Source: RefSeq, a predicted model, not a curated record